This is a messenger RNA of Cannabis sativa, 12575 nucleotides long. RefSeq lists its product as uncharacterized. The transcript has 2 exons. The record is from RefSeq and is a predicted model, not a curated record. Lineage: Eukaryota; Viridiplantae; Streptophyta; Magnoliopsida; Rosales; Cannabaceae. Bases 7161 to 8132 code for a protein of 323 amino acids.
AAAAGAGAGAAAGAGAAAAUUCCAGCAGUUAGGUCCCAUACCAAACCCUAAGUCAAGAAAAAGGGAGUGGGGGUCCCCUAACCGCUGGAAAGAGGCCCCCUCCAGACACGUGUCACAUGGAAAACCCUAGAAAGAUUCCCUGGACAAGUGUCGGGUGCAGUAAAAUCGCAGAAAAUGGUUUUACAGAGUAAAAGAAAUAGAAGGGAAAAGACCUCAUUCUAUGCCCUAAGCAACCGUCGAACGAAGAACCUAUGGCUCUCUUCAACAAAAAUGCACGAUUAUAACAGAGGCAUGAUAAUGGCGGUCCUACAACUAAAGCAAUAGACACAAAACAGAACGCCUGAAGAACCUAAACACUUGCAUGCCCAGAAAUCUCAAAGUACAAACCCAGAAAAACAAACAAAGCAAGUAAAAGCAUGCCACUAUCAAAGGAUGCAAGAAACUUACAGUAAAUUGUUGAACUGGGGGUCCUGAGUGUGGCCGAGUAAAGUUGAGGAGAACUGAUGAUAGCAAACACGGAAAAAUGGAAGAAAUGGCGAAGUGCUAAGACGGUUCGUGCUGUUUUGAAGAAUUUUCUCUCUGGGAAAUUCGAGCAAAAAUGGCAAGGAAUGGAAAGUAACCAAAAUGAAGGAAAGAUGGUGGCUUUUAUAGGCAAAAGUGCAUGAGGAACAGGCGUCACCACCUACCAAUCGUACGGUGGGGGAGAUGCACGAUUCGAAUACCCAAAGAUCAACGGAUCAGAUCGAGCUGCCAUAAAGGCGGUGGAAACGUUUGAGUAUCCGUCUGACACCAUUAAUGCGCCGCAUCAAUCAAAGGGCAUGAAACAAAUCGGCCUCUGCAGGAAAGCGAAUCGCUGCAUUUAAUGCCAUCAUUAGACACACCCUCACGCGCCCCGAGCUCGUGUCAAGAAACCGAGGAGGCGGCCGGAGACAUCUCUGCAAAAAGCGAAUCGCUGCAUUAAAUGUCAUCAUUAAAUGUGCCCUCACGCGCUCUGGGCUUGAGCCAGGGAACCGAGGAGUCAACCGGAGUCACCUAAGCAAGCCUUGGUUUAUUUUUCCAAGUAAACAAGGCUUGGGGGGUAAAUGUUGCCCCUGAAUUCGCCCAAAAUACGUGGACCAGUCGAAUAGGGACACGUGGAUCAGAUAACUUGUAAAUAUUUGAUAAGUCUUUGUACGCCCCAAGGAAGCACCCUGGGCAUAGGUCCCGGAGGAGGCACCCGGAGUACAAGGUACUCCCGGAAGCUCGCAUAGCAUGAAGCCCCUCCGGGAUGUGUCAGGCCUCUCCUGAGCAAUCAAGUCGCAUUUAAUGCCGCAUGGGAGGAAGCGUGUUGGGACUGUAACACGCAAUAUAGUCUGACGGCACAACCCCCAAACAGCAGCGCCACAGUAAUGAUCAUUUAAGUCUAGCGACGGCUACUCUGCGAAGAGUCGCGUCAAUCACAAGGCAAAAAGGACAUUCCUCAUAAAAACCCUACAGCACCUAGGGAUUUGACCAUGCAUCACCCAUGGUAUAUUCAUUGGGAAUACCCAACUUUAUGGAUACUUACAGAUACGUUUGUAAGAACAAUUCUAGGGAUUACCCCACCAAAACACUAUAAAUACCCCCUCAAAGCUCAUUUAAUGGGGUCGAGAAUCUUGGGUUGCAUAUGAGCAAGAAGAGUAAAUACUCACCAAGAACAUUCUCUGUAUUUAUGAGGACUACAUUCCCUCAAGUGUGGAAUCUGUAUUAAAUACAUCCAUUAAUAACAAAGACUCGUGGACUAAGGCUCAUUAACACCCCAACCACGUAAAAAUCCUCAUCUCGCUUUCUUACAGCUCACUACUAUAAUCAUAUUUUAAUAGUUGCCGAAAAUCUCGGUCAACACAUAUGUUGCAACAACCGACACCCGACACACUACUAAUUAAAGCUAAGAACACUUACAUAUUACAAACAAAAUUAUAAAACUAUUGAUCUCUUUUAGAGAUUUUCCUUCUAUAAACAAGCAACAAUCUAGAUUUUAAGAUCAUUCUAAUCAAACGAUCAAUAUAGGAAAGCAUAAAUAUUUUCUCUUAAAAAAUAAAAGUAUUUUGAUUCCACCAGACAAAGUAAACUGUUGCCGCAUAAGUAGCCGUUGCAACAUCAAAAAGUAAACUAUGCUGUCUCUUUGUGGAAAUCUACGCCAACCAAUCUGAGUAAUUAUUUGGCCAAAUGGCCACACCAAGCCAAGACUGAACCAUCUCCAUAAUUUUUUUUGGAGAAAUGAUCACACUCAAAGAAAAGAUGCAUGGCAUGACAGUCAUCACCUAUAUCGCGCACUUUGUCACGUAAUAAGAAUACCUCUUGUCAUGAAGUGGUCUCUAGUUAAUAAUAAUUAUGAGAGGCUUGUCAGAGAAAAAAUCUAUGCUUUAAUGUGGAUAAUUUACACCAAAUCACUUUACAAUUAUCCACCUUUGCAUAAAGAGUGAGCAAAAUAUUAUAGAGUUUACUAACGUACCCAAAAUCUUCCCCCUUUUCUAACCUCCAAAAUUGCAUCCUGAGAGAACAGGUUCCUGAGAUUGAGAAAGUUGCGCUAAUACCAACUCAUAUCCCAUUUUCUCUCUCACAUCCAAGAAUUAAUCUUGGUGCUUUAAGUAGAUGGAAUAAUCUAUUUAACCCAAAGAACAUCUUGCUUCGUGGUUAGAGCCCACACAAAUUAAACCGAGCAAUCGAGAUUUUAUUCCACUUAAUCUAUCACGAAACCCGAAGCCUCCAUAACACUUAGUACAAACAAGAUCCCAAGAAGCAAGAUGAAUUUGGCUAGUAUAGUAAAGAGUCUUUCUCGUGUGGAGGAUAGUGGUUCAACUAUACCUCAGUAAUACUGAAUCUCUGUAAUUGUUUUAGUGAUUGAAACAAUUUAACAAAGAGAAGAAUAAAGUGCAAACCUUGAGAAUGUUCAUUCAACUCUUGCAUUUGGAAGAAGCAAGUAUUAUUUUCUGCGAGAGAAGAUUUCUAUAAGUCUUAUAUUGGAGGAAAUCAAACAUUUAUCAGCAGGUAAUUUGAAGGGAGUCAAACUUUGGUGGCUUAAUGAUAUUAAUUCAACAAAUAGGAGUACAUCAAUUGUGACAAAAUCAUUAGAGGGAGUCUAAAUUUUGUUUAAGUCAAUUACUUUAUAUUUAUUGAAAUUGGACUAAUGAAUCUUAUCUCUAAGUGUGGUAUCAUAGACUAUUAACAUUCUCCAAUGAUUGUUGACACUACAUAUAAAAAAUCUUGUAUGUUUUUAUUUUUCUGCACUAUUGCUCUUUAUUUGUAUUUUCUGGUAUGUAGUUACAAAAUCUCAGCCUAUAAUUACAGAAUAUUUGUUUCAGUAUUAACUUUAUUGUUCUACAUUUUAUUAAUUUAUUAAUUAAUUAAUAAGUUGGUAUUUAUACAAUAUGGAAUUUUCACUACUAAAAAAAGGAUUUUUCGAUUGUUAAAAGUAGCCAAGUAUGGUAUUACCAUCGGUCUCUAUGACCGAUGCCUAUUCGACUGUCGCAAGUGGAAUAGGCAUCAGUAAAAGAUAGUAGAGAAUGCCUAUGUCUCGAAUGUUUAAAACUAUCAGCAAUAUCUGGCACUAUAGCCAACAAUUUAUAACAGUCGACAAUUCCUUUGCCGAAACAUCGACUAUAGUAAGCCACAAUUGUCGACGGACACAUUAAAAAAAUUAUAUAGAUACAAGAUAUAUCUUAGAUCCAUACCAACAAACGACAAUAAUGCAAACAGUCUCAAAUCCACACUAUAUCAACAACAACAACAAUAAUACUAAAAUCUUAAGAAAAAUAUUUCAUCUGUUAAGAAAUAAUCCAAAUCGUGUUUAGGGUUAUAUAUAAUUACCAUUUGAAAGAGAGAAAAAGAGGAAAAUCGAGUAUCGGUUAAAAACUAUUGGCAAAUCUAUAGAAUUGCCGACAGUUUUAGAGGGUUAGAAUUGCCAACGAUUUUAAACCGAUAGUCAAUUUUAAUAGCGUUAAUCUUCGAAAAAAAAAUUGAUUAAUUUUUGUAAUAGUGUUCACAUGUGCUUGUCUUCUCCCUUGACGGUGGUAUUGGUGUCCCAUCUGGUGGAAGUGGUAUCCAAAAGCUCACAUCUUUCAAGGUUGUUCUUGGAUGUAGUGCAAGUAGUCAAAGGUUGAGAAUAACCUUAAUUUAAUACUUUAUAUUAUUAGCUUGUGUAAUAUAGUGGUUUGUCUAAUUUGUAUUUCAUAAUUUAAGUGUGUAGUAUUUAUAACAUUAAAGUACAGUACCUCGAUACAUAGCCCUUUUGAAAUUUAAGAAUGUUUUAUCUAAAUUGUCUUUGUUAUUUUUAUGAAUAAACAUUCAAAUUAUAAACUCUUAUUUGAAAAGAAUAUGGUAGAGUUUUUCUUAAAAAAUGACUUAGUCAAAUUAAUUUGUUUACAAAGCUAUCAAUAAUGAUCCAAUGUUAGAAUUUACAUUCCAAGGUAGGUGUCAAUGCUCAAGAUUUCACAAGUGUUUAGAGGCCCACAUGGACCCUUUUUCCUUUGUGAAAAUUACACCAAAUAUGGGAUUCUACAAAAAAGUUUGAAAAAUAUGGCUUUUUUAAGUUUACCACCCUUAUAUGGCAUUUAUUUAAAUUUAAAGUUAUAUAUGGUAUUUACUUUGCCACAUUUUUGUAAAUUCAAUUUUAAAUCCCAUAUUGUGUAUUCAGCCCAAUUUGAAAGGGUAUGUUUGUAAUUUUAUAUUAUUUUUUGCCAACCGUUUUUUUUUCAUGGGUUGUUCUUUUUUUUUUAAGAAAAAAAAUAAAAAAAAAAUCAAAACCAGCCUUUGUCUUUUCAACUUCUGCAUGUAAUGAGUACCUCUAUUACUCAUCUACCAUUUUCCUUUCAUAUCAUUUCAAAGUUUCUCUUCUAACCAGUUUGUGCAUCCCAUUCUAGGGUUUCUUUCUCUUUAUUUUUUUCUUCUCUUCGUUGAUAUUCAUCCCAUUAUCUUUGUUUUGUUCUUCUUUUUAUUCCUUUUUCUUAACAGUUUUUUCCCUUCAUAUUUCGACGGCGUCAUCCUCACGCAAGUCAUCGGCGAAAACCGGUUUGCAUUUUCGUUUGUGGUGUGGAUUGGAGUUGCUAUAAGGUUUGUUCAUAUUAUCUUUUGAUUUUUUUUUUUAUGUUUUUGAUUAGUGGGUAUCUUAGUGUUGUUGUUGUUGUUACAAGUUUCAAAUAUGGAAAUGUUAUAUUAUUUAUGUUGAUUUAUGGGUUCGGGUUAUAUUUGUUUUUUAUGGGUUGUUUUAAAUUUCUAGUUUUAUAUUUGAAUUUAUUUUUGUUGGUGGGUGUGUGGUUUUGUGUUUCAUUUUUUGUUGUGUUUAAUAAGGUGGUAAGUUGAUGUUGUUCUCUUAAUUUUUCAAGCCUCAUAAUGAUGCUGUGAAGCAAGUUUUGUGCUUUUGAAUAGGUGUUGUUUGUCUUGUUUUUGCUGAGUUUAUGUAGGUGUGUGUCGAGUGUUGGGGGAAUGGGUGUUAGAGUAUCGGUUGCUAUUUUGAGUUAAAAAUUUUGUUAUCAAAAUGUAGAGCAGAAUGAGAAUAAGUGGGGGACUGUUUAUUAGCUUUUUUGAUGUGUUUAUGUUUUGUUGUACUUUUUUGAUGUGUUUUGUUUUGUUGUACUUUUUUGAGAUUUAUGGUUGUGAGUUAAUACAAUAAAAAAGAGAGAGAGAGAGAGAGAGAGAGAGAGAGAGAGAGAGAGAGAGAGAGAGAGAGAGAGAGAGAGAGAGAGAGAGAGAGUAUGGUAAUGAUCAAUAGUGAAGAGUGUGAGUUUCAACGUUGAAUGGGUAAGCGUUGUUAGAUCUAAUUGUUUUUCCUGUUUUAUCUUCUUAAACAUUUCUGACCCAAUCUUUGUUUCAAAGUCUUAUCUUAAGUUGGAAAUUGUUGAACACUACAACUGUUGAUUAGAUUUCUGAUCAUUGUUUGUGUCUUUUGCAUAUUGCUUGAUGUACCAUGCCACACACACAUCAUAUGAGUAAUGCUUUGGUUGUUGAACUGUUUUCCAGAUGUUACAUUCCUUUAUGUUAAUUUCAUUGUCACUCAGUUUGUAUCUCAUCAUCAUUAAACAUAUACACUGCAGUUUCCUAUCUCAUCAUCAAGAAUAAAGGUGAGCUUAUCCAUAUGGGUUUGAUCAAAUUCGCAUGUAACAGGGUCUAUAUAAGAUGCAUAGAUCCUCACAUGUCGAGUCACACUACUCAACCAUUGCCCACCAUAUUCUCUGUUCAUGGUCUUGCUUUUGACAUUUUACUAUUUUACUCAACCAUUACUAUUUUUCAUACUCUUUAUUUUAUCUUUUCUAGAAAAAGAAUGUCUUUAUUGUACUUGUUAUAAACCGGUUUUAUUUAUUAAAUUUUGGUAGCUAUGGAAGAGCUCAUAAACCAGUUUUAGACUUUAAUUAUUAAAUUGUAUUUAUUUGUGUUUGUUAUCAUCCUUUCUAUUUUAUUUCGUUUUCACUUUGUAUUUAUGUUUUUUAACAGAUGGAACAAGUUGCUGAAACUGGUUCAGUCGUUGGCGGUAAAAGAAAAUCUUCUCGUAAUAUUAGUGGUAUAUCAAAAAAGGGUAAAGCAAAGAAAAAUAUGGUAUGUUUAUACAUUUUACAUGGUAUGUGUUUGUAUUAUUGUAUUAAGAUAUGUUUUUUUUUUCUUUUUUUUUUUUUUAAUUUGAAAAUGUUUCAUUAUUAUUUACAUUAUUUUUUUGUUAUUUUUUAGGAAAAGUUGUCUGAUUCCAUAGAUGAUGAGCAUAUUGUUGAUUUUAUAAGUAAAGAUAAAAAGAAAACCCUGUUGAAGUCUGUGACAAGAAGAAAGCGCCCGACGGAACCGAGUGUUUCAUCUAUUCCUGCUGCCCCUACGGUAAUUAUAACAGGAAACUGGUUUCUUUUUGUCAAUUGUAUAUUUUGUUAUAAUUUAGUUUUAUUGUUGUGAAACUGGUUUUUAUCCCUUAUAUAUUUAUUUGUAGGUUAUAUAUUUCAUUAUUAAACUGGUUUUAUGUACAUCAAAGUUGUUUUGAUUUUUGUGAAACUUUUUUUUUUUGUUUUUGUAUUUGUUUGUUUAUUUUUGUUAUUUGAUAUUUUAAAUUGUUUUUCUGUUUGUUUCUUGAAUUUAUAUCUCAGGUGUUUUAUUUUAAAAUUAAACCCAAAAAGAGAUUCGGAGGUGUUGCUCAAGAUUUCAACGAUACAAGUGUCCUCCUUGAAAUGAAGUUAAGAUUUUCACGUGAGCAAGAAAAAAUCUUUCGAAAGACGCCAUUUGGGUUUUUGUUUGAUAUGCAUACACUUGUUUUUCAAAAAGAAUUGGUGCAUCUUAUGUUAUUAAGGCAACUUAACACAGAGAGGGAUGAUCAGGAGUGUUGGUAUAAGAUAGGUUCUAAAGCCGUUAGAUUUGGAGUAGAGGAGUUUUCCGCUAUAACUGGUUUUAAUUGUGGUGGUCAAUACGACUUGAAACCUCUUAGCAAAAAGAAGAUGUUAAAGUUUAAAUCUAGGAUGUUUCCUAACUUUGGCAUUACUGACAAAGUCACAAGAAGGGAUGUGAGAGAUGUUUUUCUUGAUCAAGAAUUUCUCAUUGAUGAUGAUGAUGUAGUUAAGAUGGGUGUUGUGUAUUUACUCUCUUGCUACUUGUUUGGAUUUACACAUGACAAAAAGGUAGAUAAUUUUCUUUUUGGGCUUGUUAAUGGUGAUGAUUAUCUAGAUGUUCUAAAUGGUUUUGCAUUUGGAAAAAUGCUUUGGGAGAGGACAUUCUACUAUUUGACAAUUGCUAUUAAGGAUGGUAAUUCUAUAUUUGAUGAACUUGAAGCAAAGGGUAAGAAUUUCAAGAAGUACAAACUUCCUGGAUUUGUUGUUCCCUUUCAUGUUUGGCUUUAUGAGAUUAUUCCUAGCUUGUCCCCUGAAUAUUGUGUGAGGAAAGGUUCUGAGUUUCGCCGAAUACUUAAUUGGCAAAGUUUCGAUGUUCCUGGUUUUGUGACUUUACUCGAAAAGGUUUUCAAUAACCCUGAGGUCAUUGUAGAUGAUUUUCGUCUUACUGAUGCUGAGAGACGUAAUCGUCUUUUGAAGAAUUUUAAGUUUCAACCCGUGUAUCUUCCUAAGAGUGUGGAUGAUGAGAAGGUAAGAAACCAGUUUUCAAACAUUUUUUUUACAAAUUGUUUUGCUAACAUUUCAUAUUAUCUUAUUUAAUAUUUUUUGUGUCUUUUGUAGGAUUUUGAGGAGAAGUUUGAGAAUAUUUGCAGAAAUUUAUCAUUUAUUAAAGAUUCUCAAGCAUCUAUUCGUAUUGAGAUGGCAAUCUUCAAAGAUGAGUUCUCUGGGGAUUUGGCUAAGUUGAGUGGGAUGAUUGAAAAGAUGACCUCCAAAAAUCAUGAAAAGAUGGACACAACCGAUUUGUUUGGUGCUUCUGAUAGAGAGGUAGAUCGUUUAUUAUUGUUUAUAUUAACGAAAUUAUUAGUUUCUUUUAAUUUUUUAUAUGUAAUUAUUCUUUAGUAUAAUUGACACAUUGAAACUGGUUUUUUUUUUUUUUUUUUUUUAAGUUGUUACUAUUUUUUGAUUAAUUUUUCUUUUUGUAUUGUAUUUUUUCCUUUAUGUUUUUUUAAAGAAACUGUUCUUUUUUUAAAAAAAAAAAAUUGAAGAAUUAGUUUAAUUUGUUGUUGAUUAAACUAGUUUUAAUGUUGGCACCGUUUUUUAAGUUAUUUUUUGUUCCAUUAUUUUAUUUUUUUUAUGUUGUUGUUGAAAUAGCUUUUUGAAGUUAAUAUGACUUUUUUAAUAUAGUUACCCUUAUGUUUUUUCUUAUUGUUUUUUGUAUGAAACUGGUUUUCUUCUCUUUUAGUCAAAAUAUUUAUUUUUUUCUUAUUGUUUUGUGUAUGAAACUGGUUUUCUUAUCUUUUAAUCAAAUUAUUUAAUUUUUUACAGGCUUAUUAUCGGGAUUUGUCUGAUGAUGUUGGUGGUCUAGAAUUGUCAGUUCCCAGUGUUAAGUCUGCGGUACAUGUUUUAACCAUUUUUUUGUUAUAUUUUGAAACCAGUUUAUGUGAUUUUGAAUCUUUUUUUUUCCCUUUUUAUAUAACUAGUUUCUUUUUGUUAUGUAGGUUCAUGAGGACAAUGUUGAUUAUGGUCAAUAUUAUUUGUCUCCUGAUGUUAUGAAAGUUGUUGACAAUACAAUCAAAGACGUUUUGUGUUCAAAAGAUCAGCCUUCUUGUGAAAAAAAUAAUAAUAUGGAAAUGGUUGUGUUUGAUGAUUCUUAUCAAACGCCAGAAAACCCAUAGCGCAUUCGGAAGGAGAGUUCUAUUGUAUUGUCUCCUUUUAUAACUGAUUUUGGAUCAUCUGAUUCAGGCAAAGACAGCUUGAUGAAUAUUUUGAUUGGAGAUAAAUUGAUAGUUGAUGGGCUUAAUCCUUUUAAAAAUGAGAUUGGAGAUAAUAACACUAGUGAGCAGUGUUUGAAGUUCAUUCAAUGGUUAGAGCAUAAUAUAAAUAUGAAAAGGUAAUCUAAGUUUUUUAGUUUUUUAUUUUGCGUUUUGUAUAUAUGUGUUUUUGUUAGCUUUCUAAUUUUUUCUUUAUUUUUUUAUAUGUAGAACUAAGAAGAAAUACUCCGACAUUGAUAAUAAGAUUGAUCCCCCUAUGGACUUCAGUUUUAUUCAAAUUGAUGAGAAAAUGUGGUUUUACACACUCCAAACUUGUGGGAAGUUCCUUUCAGAUUCUGUAAGUUUUUUUUAAUUGUUUUCUUAUACAUUAUAUUUUUUGUGUUUGUUGUUUUAAUGUUUGUAUAAAACUAGUUUUAUUAUGUGUUUUAUUUUUGAAUAACGAGUUUUAGUUUAUUUGUUUAAUAACUGGUUUCUUGUGUUGUUUUUUUUUUCCCUGUGUAGCAUAUGAAUGUUGCUUUCUAUUAUCUAAGAAAGAAAGUUAAACAAGAUCAAUCUUUGAACCAAAGGAUAACAACAACCGAUUGUGUGUUUGAUCAGUUGAUUUUCAGCGAAUAUAACAAAUUUUUGGAAAAUCAUUCCAAUCCGAGCACAAUUAAUUUUGAUAGUGUUAUAUCUCGCUAUAUUCUUGGAGAAUAUUUGUUUUCAAAUACUGCUUGGGUUUUCACAGAUCAUGUUCUUAUAAUUGUUCAUGUGAAAGAUCAAUCUCACUGGAUUUUGAUCCAUUUUAGCAUCAAGGACAGGAUGCUUAAUGUUUACAACUCUUUAUCUGGGUUACGCAAUCAGAACAAGGCCUUGCCCCAUGUUAAGGCAUAUUCUGUGAUGUUGCCUUAUUUCUUGGAAUUCCUCAACUUUUAUGCAUCGAGGCCAGAUCUUAGCAUGGAAGUUGGUCCAUAUUCUGUGGGAAUUAGGGAGCCUAUUAAUUAUACCUUCAUUAAGGGGCUGCCUACUCAAAAGAAGAGGUAAAUUUUCUAACUCUAUAAUAGAAACUAGUUUUAUUAAUACUGUUUAUUAAUAUUCCUUUAAUUUUCUUAUUAUAACCAGUUUUAUAAUAUAUAUUUUAUGUUUGAUAUUUUUAUAUUUUUGUUUGUUAAAACUUUUAUUAAAUACAGUGAUUGUGGAGUUUUUGUGAUUAAGUUUGCUGAUUUGUUCAUCAAUGGGAAGAUAAAUGAGAUACCACAAAAUAUGGCUGAUAGGAUUGCAACUUACAGAGAUGAUUUGGCUGUUAGUUUAUUUACUCAUGCUUGGAGGAAACAGAUUGGUGGGUAUCAGACUGAAGAUGAUGUUCAAGUCAGAAAGGAGAAGUCAAAGAAACUAAAGGAGAAGAAAAAUGCUAAAGGCAAAGGGUAAGAAGUUUGAGAAGAGGAUGUUGAUGUUCUAGAGCAGUCUUUUUGUUAAUUUUUUUAUUUCAUUUAGAUAACUGGUUUUAGUAAUGACAAUGAUACUUAACGGUUUAAAUGUUUUUGUUUCUCUUUUGUUAUCUUGGAUAUAUGUUAAACACACUGUGUUAUGGUUAUUAAUGGAAAUAGAUGUUAUAUCCAAAAAGUGGUUUUUAUAAGUAGUUUUGCGUUAAUUUUUUCAAUUUUUAAAAAUCUAUUUUUGUAGCUAAUUUGUAUUUCAGGUAAAACUGGUUUUAUAAUGUUGUUUAUUAUUUUAUUAGAAAUUUGUGAAGGUAAUUUUUUCACUGGUUAUGUAUUGUGGGUGUUUUUUUUUUUGUUUAUUAAUUUGGUUAUAACUGGUUUUUUGUUUUGUUUAAUGUUGUUUUGUAGGAUAUGGUGUGUUUUGCGAGUACUAGGAGGCACAUAUUAUUCAAAUUUCAAGGUAUCUAUAUUUUGUAAUUUUUAUUGUUGAUGCAUAACCAGUUUCUUUAAUUUUAUUAAUAUUUAUAGUAAAUAUGAUAAUUAUAUAUUAUUUAUCUUGGUAAAAUCUUAAAAAAAUUAUUUUUAAGCUGCCUUAAUAUCAAAUAUCUAUUUUCCUCUCUAAAAAAAGCAAAUAAAAUAAUAAUAAUAAAAAAAAUCUAGUUUCAAAGCAAUUUUAUCAAAUGUCAUAAUAGCAAAGUAACCAGUUUGUAGCUUUUGUAAUUGUAAUUUUUGAAAGCUACUUUUUUUUCCAAGUGUUUGUUCUAUUACUUAUUGUUGCUUUGUGUCCAUCUUCUGUUUCUUCCGAUUGGUUUGUUUGUAAAUCUGUGGAUUAUUGCAUGUUCGUCGGUUGUGUCCAAGCUGUCCACAUCUUGAGCAUUUCAUUACAACUUUUGGUUCUCCUCUAGAUCUGAUUCUUUUUUUUCUAGGUCUCCCUGAGGUCUUUUUUGUUUUUGGUGGCAUGACAAUCUUCUCCAAGCUCUCAGGUAGUCUCCAUUCACUUUCAUUAGGUAGAGGAUGUACGGUUGUAUCAUAUGUUGCUCUCAUAGUUGAUGUUUUGUAGUAGUCAGCCACAUAGUCAUAAGUUUUUAGUCCUCUUUUAGCAAAAACUGCUAUUGCAUGUGCACAUGGUAUCUGAUCUUGUUGGAACCUUCUACAUGUGCAUGUCUUGUCAAGUAAGUUUAUUGUGAAAUCCCCUUUGUUUACCACUUUUACUUGGUAUAGUAUAGUAGUUAUUGCUUCAACCUGUUUAUAUAUGAAAUUGUAACAAGUAAGAAAAAUUAUAAGCACAUGUUAGUAACUGGUUUUUAUGUAUUAAUAUGUAUUUUCUUUAUAUAUGUAAUAACUGGUUUCUCAACUUAUUAUAAAUAUAGUAUACAUACCUGGUACUUCAUUCCCUUAACAAGAUUAUCUCUAAGUACUGUUUCAGCUUCAACAGAUACUUCUGUGAAUAUUCCAUUAGCUUCAUUUCCAUUCUUCCACACCCAUUUUUGAACUAAACUUCUUAGACAUUCAAUCAUUAAUGUAAUAGGCACUGAUCUUGCAGCUGUGAUUGCAGAAUUGAUUGACUCUGCUAUGUUUGAAGUCAUCAUAGUGUACCUCCUUGUUGGGCAGUGGCUUCUAGUCCAAUUAUGAUGUCCUAUAUUUUCCAAGUAAGGUCUUAUGCGAAUGUCAAUUUUGUCUAUUUCUGACAUGUAAUGCUCAAAUGAGCUGACCCUGUAUGUUUUGGCAGCUUUCACAAAGUUUAUAGUGAGCUCAUCUCCAUGUCCACCAAAGUGUGAUUUGAUGUUGUUAAGCAAGUGGAAUAUGCAAGCUCCAUGAAAGUGGUCCGGGUAAACAUUCUUCACUGCUUUUUC